AUGGAGCAGCCUUAUGUGUACGCUUACCCACCAGGCACAGGCACGGCUCCUCCGCCUCCACAAGGCGGUGGAAUCGCCGGAGUGAUAGUGGAUCCAAGGUUCUGCGCUCCCUACCCCGUGGAUCUAGCGAUCGUGCGGAAGAUGAUGAAGUUUACUGACGGUAACUUCGUUAUCACGGACGUUAACGGAAACUUGUUGUUCAAGGUGAAGGAGCCGGUGUUUGGUCUUCACGACAAGAGGAUUUUGCUGGAUGGUUCUGGAGCUCCGGUCUUGACUUUGAGAGAGAAGAUGGUGAGUUUGCAUGACAGGUGGCAAGUAUUUAGAGGUGGGAGUACGGAGCAGCGUGAUCUGCUGUACACGGUGAAGAGAUCGUCGAUGCUUCAGUUUAAGACCAAACUUGAUGUGUUUUUGAGUCACAAUAAGGAAGAGAAGAGAUGCGAUUUUAGGGUCAAAGGGAGCUGGUUCGAGCGUUCUUGUGUCGUCUACGCCGGCGAAUCUGACGCCAUCGUUGCCCAAAUGCACAAGAAGCACACGGUGCAGAGCGUGUUCUUGGGAAAGGACAAUUUCUCAGUGACGGUUUAUCCAAACGUGGAUUAUGCCUUCAUUGCCUCUCUCGUCGUCAUUCUUGAUGAUGUUAACCGAGAAGACCGUGCUGCCGCUGGAAGCAGCUGAUCAGAUCAGACGUGGGUGUGUGUGUGAGAGAGAGAGAGAGCUCGGUCACGUAUUAGAUAUGUUUUUGGCUUUAAACUAUGCACUUUUGAAUGUGGCCUUGUUCUGAAAAAGAACUUUGUGUGAUUUCCCCGUUGUAAAAUUAUACAAAUAUAUGUAUCGUUUGUAUUAUUAAUAAGAC
Eruca vesicaria subsp. sativa (arugula) is the source of this 850-nucleotide messenger RNA. Lineage: Eukaryota; Viridiplantae; Streptophyta; Magnoliopsida; Brassicales; Brassicaceae. The record is from the annotation of a GenBank genome assembly.